CGUCUUCUAAUUACACCGUGCACGUUAUAAACACACGGUGUCCAAAGUCCGUUGUGUAACAUUGGUUGUUUACUCAGUCGAGUGUCUGUGCCUGUCAGAGAUCAGCCGUCGAGUGCUCUGUGGGUAGGUUAUCUGGCCAGUCAAGUGGAGGGGGAGGGUUUCUACGCAUGGGACACUAGUCAGUACGGCCCAGCGCUCAGUGGUCGCUGCUCAGUCUCGUGAGUGACGGCUCGGCGAGCGUUGUGCCUCUCUCCUGACGUGAGAGCGGCCACGAUGCCGUCGGUGGAGCCAGUGCUGACCGAGGCAGCGGUCCUCGCCGAAACGAUAGAGGCCACCAUCGCAGCCGCCGAGCAGGAGCUCACCAAAGUGACCCUCGAUGAAUUCAUCAGCAACAAGAUCGGAAUGUUCGGGAAACUAAUCGGGGAGUAUGCUCGUCUCUUCGAAAGCUGCGGGGUCCACUCCCGGGAAGAGCUCGAUGAGCUGGUCCGACGGCAGGUCGGCCAGCCCGGUAGCCGGCAGAUCUUCUCCGCAAUGGAGCACCUGCUGGACAUGGAGAGUGAGUGGGACCACUUUGUGCUCGAUCUGGACGGCCGGCUGGGUUCGGACGGCCGCCAGCCGCCCCCGCUGCUCUCUCCCGCUCCGUGCUCUCUGCAGCUGACGGACGCGCUCAGCGGAGAGCCGUGCCGCCUGGCGGACACCCCGGGAACUAGGCUGCUGGUGCUGCUCCGCCACUUCGCCUGACUUCCGUGACGAGAUCACGUGGCACAGAUACAGCAGCAGAAGGCCGAGUUCGGUCGUCUGCGCUGUUCUGUGCUGGUGGUCUCGUUUGGCGCCCGGGAGGGGGCGCUCCGCUGGCUGGCUGAUACGGGCUGCGAGUUCCCGCUGCUGCUGGACCCCGAGCGGCAGCUGUAUCGCGCCCUCGGACUGGCCAGGUCCAUCGCCAAGGUGUGGCAGCACAGCACUCUCCAGUACUACGGCGGCCAGAAGGCUGCCGGCCGGCCCCUGCCCGCCGCCUACACGGGUGUAGAGGACGACCCUCAUCAGAUGGGCGGCGACUUUAUAGUGGACGGCUCCGAUCGUCUCGUUCUGGUGCACUGUAGUACCAGCCCGCCGGACCGGCCUACCGUUCCCGCACUGCUCACCGCCGUCCGAGCGCUGGAUGAACAGAGCCAGUAGGUGGCGCUGAGGAGGUGGGCGGGUUGGUACUGGGGGCGCUAGUAGUGUGGCUCGUGUCGGAGCCCGGUAGAAUGCUAGUCUAGUUCGAGCCCAGAAUCGGCUGUGGUGCAUAAGGCAAUGAAAUCAAUGGAGAAGCUUCUGUAGAGCUAGCCGCUGCUUCUAUACGAAGUGCGAACAUUUGCUUGCUUGGUUUUAUGCUAUGCUUGCUAUUUUGUUUGCUGUUAAGGCCAAUCCGUGUAGCUAUAGCAGCUCGAUGAUUCAUCGUUUGCAAUGCUUUUGUCGUUUACGCAAAACCCAAAGGUGGGCAUUUGAAAGCCAUGCUUUGCUUCUAAAUAGGCAUGGUCGAAGCCUUGCUCGCCAAUGUGACGCCAUUUACGCCAGUAGCGCAGAAGCGUUUGCCUUGUAAAGUUAGUCCGGCUAGUCAGCGUCGAGACGGGAUUGCCCGUCCCGUCCCCGAGUUGUCCGACAGUGGCGCCACGUAUGAAGGCUUCUGGACAGCCCCGCCAGGGAGCCGGCAGCUGGAGAAAUAGAUGUCGCCACUGGCGCAAUACUCAGGGAUUGGACGGGUAUGCGAUUGCAGCUCGAGGGAGUGUAACUGUGUUUGCAAUAUCAGGGAGCUUAAUAUCGGUCAGUAAUUUGUAAUGGUGUAUUUGUUUCUUUUGUGGUGCAUAUUGUACUGUAUGGUAUGCUACCGAUGUAUAGUAUAAGAAUUGGUGGCAUCUGUUUUCAAUGGUUGAAAGGCGCAUAUCAAGGGUAUGUACCUGCGAAUUGCGCCGUCUGAUUUUGAAAUAUAGUCCGGUCAUUUUUGAAAAUGUG
Messenger RNA from Amphibalanus amphitrite, 1992 nucleotides. RefSeq lists its product as uncharacterized. The transcript is spliced from 7 exons. Lineage: Eukaryota; Metazoa; Arthropoda; Thecostraca; Balanomorpha; Balanidae. The record is from RefSeq and is a predicted model, not a curated record. The coding region runs from base 274 to 741 and encodes 155 amino acids.